GAAAUAAUUUUCCUUUUCUUUUUAUAGACAAUGGAAGAGCUAAGACAGACUCUUGUGUACACAUCAAUGGAGCUAGAACAAACAAAGCUGGUGGCUCAAGAGGAACUAAGGAAGAGAGAUGAACAAUUGAUCAAUCUAGAAGAUGUUUUAACCAAAACCCUCAAAGAAAGAGACGAAGCUCUAGAGAAAUGUCACCAACUCCUCUUCAACAAUCUCUUACUUCAACAGAAACAGCAACAAAAUCAGAAACAAGAACAUGUCACUCCUCCUUUAUCAGGAGCUUCAAGCAUUAUUGAAGACGAGCAAGUUCAGCCACAGCAGCCGCAGCUUAACUCAAACAAGAGCUUUUCGUCUUCAGACACCGAAGAAAGCAUCAUGUCACCAUCAGUGAUUGAUCCGGUGACGAUGAACCAACAGAUUGAGGUCUCAGGAGAUGAGUUGAUGGCUACAUUGUUGCCUGAAAAGCCACUGCCUGAAAAGGGAAAACUCUUACAAGCUGUUAUCAAGGCAGGUCCUUUGCUUCAAACACUCCUCUUAGCCGGUCCUCUGCCUCAAUGGCGCCACCCGCCGCCACCACUUGAGACCUCUGAGAUCCCUCCAGUCACCAUCCCACCACCUCAGUUUCAGAACAAUGGUUGUGGGAACUCCAACAAGAAAAGGGCAUUCUCAAUCUCAAAUGAAACUUAUUCAGAGACUAAGUAUCAGAAACUUCUUCUCCAUUAACCAGACAUUGGGCCGGCCCGAGCUGCUACUGAUCUUUGAUCCUUACUCAACAAAAUACUAAUAUAUAGUCUUUCUAAUAUACCAUAUACAAGAUCACUUUUCAGUAUUAAUCUCACUUAGGGUACUAGUGAGAGUGAUCAUUUUAGUCAGUUUUCUGUAGAUAGAGCUUGAUUUAAAGUUGUGGAGAGUGAAUCUGAUCCAUUUAGGGUUUAGAUUUAGAGAGUGAUGGGAAUGAAACUCCCCCUGGUUU
Arabidopsis arenosa is the source of this 973-nucleotide messenger RNA. The record is from the annotation of a GenBank genome assembly. NCBI's taxonomy places the organism in Eukaryota, Viridiplantae, Streptophyta, Magnoliopsida, Brassicales, Brassicaceae.